AUGUCAUCGGGACGGUACAUGGCCUACUCGCCCUCCCCGUCCACCACGCCGCACUCCCCGCGCAUCUCCGGCCUCCGCGCCUCCUCCGCCGCCGUCGCCGACCAGGAGAAGUACCUUGCGGAGCUGCUCGCGGAGCGCCACAAGCUCAACCCGUUCGUCCCAGUGCUCCCCCAUAGCAUACGGCUGCUGAAUCAAGAAAUUUUACGUGUUUCCACACUAUUGGAGAACGCCUCCCUUUUAAACCAAAGUGGCUUUGAACAUGGUAGUCCACUAACAUCGGGAGGAUUAUAUUCAAAUGGAGCAGCAACUGAUAUGAAUGGAUGGACAUCAGCAUUUCAAUCAGAAAGUUCAUCAGCUUAUAGUUGGCUUGGAGGUUCUCAAGGCAGCUCAUCUGGACUAAUUGUCAAGAAAACAAUGAGGGUUGAUAUUCCAGUAGACAAAUAUCCAACAUACAACUUCGUUGGUCGCAUCCUUGGUCCCAGAGGAAAUUCCUUGAAGCGAGUGGAGGCAACUACUGACUGCCGUGUGCUUAUAAGAGGCCGGGGUAGCAUUAAAGAUCCAGCUCGGGAGGAAAUGAUGCGUGGAAAGCCAGGAUACGAACAUCUGAAUGAACCCCUACAUAUAUUGGUUGAGGCAGAGCUGCCUGUUGAAAUUAUUGAUGCUCGUCUGAUGCAAGCCCGCGAGAUCCUUGAGGAUCUGUUAAGGCCAAUGCAGGACGAGUCUCAGGACUUCUUCAAGAAGCAGCAGCUCCGGGAGCUUGCAAUGCUCAACGGCACCCUCCGUGAGGAAGGGAUGCAAAGAUCUGGUUCCGCAUCCCCUUUCCACAACAGCCUUGGAAUGAAGAGGGCCAAGACAAGGGGGUAA
Messenger RNA from Triticum turgidum subsp. durum (durum wheat), 864 nucleotides. The record is from the annotation of a GenBank genome assembly. Lineage: Eukaryota; Viridiplantae; Streptophyta; Magnoliopsida; Poales; Poaceae.